AUGGAAGAGCAUGAAAUUACCAAUCUGCCUUGGAAUCUACUAAACACCAUCCUCUUGCAAUUACCGCUAAAAGAAGUUGUGAAGACCAGUAUCUUAUCCAAGAACUGGAGAUACAAUUGGACUGGCCUUUCAGAGUUUGUUAUUGAUGAUAAAUGCUUAUCCAGUUGUGCAAUGGACAAAGUAGCUAGAGGGAAAGUGGUGAUGAAAAUUAUCCAGCUGGUUCAAUCAAAACAUGCAGGCCCAAUAGAGAAGUUUAAGCUUGCUGCUUAUUGUAACCAGAUCAUUCAGUAUUUUGAUACAAUCAGGCUUUUUAAGCUGCCUUCUUCUCUAUUGUGUUGUUCUCACCUAACUAGGUUGGAGCUUUUUGCUUGCGACAUUAAGCUCUCUAAUGAAUUCAAAGGAUUAGAAAGACUUGCAAUCCUCCAUCUCACUCAAGUUCACAUUGACAGUGAGACACUACGGAGCUUAAUUGAAAAUUGUUGUGUUCUAGAGAGACUGACAUUGUCUAUUCUUGAUAAUCGAGCUGUUUUAAGGAUCCACAACCCAAAACUUAGGUAUCUGAAAAUAGAUUCUGAUUUUGAAGCUAUAAAUCUUGGGAAUUGUCCAUCUCUAGCCACUGUUGACAUUCGGUUAAGGCGUCAUGUAGACUUUUUUCUGUCUGAUGGUAUACCAGCACAAUUUCCUUCAGGGUUCAAACAUCUUUACCAUCUUUUGGUUAUUGACCUGAAAGAAGUGAAGCUAGAUGGUAUUGUGGAACUGUUUAUUAUAAUCUGCAUUCUCGCAUAUGACAGCCCAAAUGUUGCAUCGGCAGGUAUAGUAACAUUUUUAUGGACUGAACACUGGAAAAAUCUGAUGUUUGAACAUCUUAGAGCAGUGAAGAUAACAGGUAUCAGCACAUUUGAGAGUGCUGCAUGGGAGUUCAUCAAGUUUUUACUUUUUCGUUCCCCUGCUCUUGAGACAAUCACCCUCAUACGUUACAGGGAUGAAAGGGUUCCUCAGGCACUGUUUGAGCAACUUCCACGAGCUUCACAAUAUGUUAAAGUUACUAGUUUUACCUCAAAAUAUGAAGCCCUUUGA
Messenger RNA from Ziziphus jujuba (common jujube), 1077 nucleotides. Its product is annotated as F-box/FBD/LRR-repeat protein At1g13570. Bases 1 to 1077 code for a protein of 358 amino acids. Gene Ontology annotation, molecular function: protein binding. The transcript is spliced from 4 exons. NCBI's taxonomy places the organism in Eukaryota, Viridiplantae, Streptophyta, Magnoliopsida, Rosales, Rhamnaceae. The record is from RefSeq and is a predicted model, not a curated record.